Molecule: messenger RNA, 1460 nt
Organism: Trichogramma pretiosum
Lineage: Eukaryota; Metazoa; Arthropoda; Insecta; Hymenoptera; Trichogrammatidae
Product: zinc finger protein OZF-like
Exons: 3
Coding region: 61-1284 (407 amino acids)
Source: RefSeq, a predicted model, not a curated record
UUAGUCGGUUUGUCGUUGCUACACAAACAUCAAUCGUCGACGAGAUUUCAAUCUAGCAAGAUGGAAUUCGGUGAUUUGUUGAACUGCGGUGUCAGCGUGAAAAAAGAACCACGUGACGAAGAAAAUCAUCACGAAAUAAUUGACGAAACUCCUGACAUAAAAAAUGUUCUAUUUUCCAGAGAAUAUUCGACGCUUCACGAACGCGAAAAAAAUCACGAAAUGGUAUUUGACGACGUGAAAAUCGAGUUGGAAUGUGUUGACAUGAAGCCCCAUUUAUUUGUUGUUAAGAAAAUGGAAGAUUAUUCUCCAAAUCACUUGCAGAAUGUGAGAAACAGCGACGAUUAUGAGACUAAAAACAUAGUUAAACUAGAAACUGUGGAUGGAGUGAAAAAAGAAAUGAAUUUGAAUUUCGAUUGUGAUCUCGGUGAGCGGAAUGAGGUUGAAAGAGUUUCAAAAAAGAGUAACUAUGACAACAGACUCGAAUCCUACGUCGGUACGACGCGUGGUGGUAUCGCUCAUACGUGUACUACACGUGGAAAGACGUUUAAACAAAAACGCAGUCUCAAAGAUCAUAUCAAUACAGUGCAUUUGGGUAUCACCUAUGCAUGUGAUAUAUGUGAGAAGAAAUUUGUGGAAAAGAAGAGUUUAAAACGCCACGUAGAUGAAGUGCAUAACGGCGUUAAACAUGGAUGUGACAUAUGCCAAAAGACAUUCUCAGGCAAAAGGGGUCUCAAAAGACAUUUCUAUGCGGUGCACAAAGGUGUGAAAUAUGCAUGCGAUAUAUGUUUAAAGGAAUUCAUGUCUAAGGAUAGUCUGAAAGUACACAUCGAUUCGAUACAUAAUUGUGUCAUUCAUUCUUGCGAUAUUUGCGAAAAGACAUUCACACAGAAGGGUCAUCUCAAAACUCACAUCGAAAUGGUGCAUAAUAAAAUCAAGCAUCAAUGUGAUAUAUGCCCAAAGACAUUCUCAUCCAAGAGUAACCUCAGAAAACACAUCGAAAUAAUACAUAAUGGUGUCACACAUGCAUGCGAUGUUUGCCAAAAGAAAUUUACAAGUAAACAUCAUCUCAAAACUCACAUCGAUUCGAUGCACAAUGGCGUUAAACAUCCAUGCAAUAUUUGCGGCAAGGCAUUUUUAAAAAAAAUAUAUCUUAAAACUCACAUAGAUGCGGUGCAUGACGGUAUUACUCAUGCAUGCGAGACAUGCGGAAAGACUUUUAGAUAUAAACAAAAUCUCAGAGCCCACAUCAAUGUGGCUCAUCCCGCACGCAUUGCAAAUAAAUAAAUUUUAUAAAAUGUAUUUUUAAUUGUGUCAAAAUUGGUGGUUUACUAUCUAAGUGUGUUUUUUUUCAAAAACUAGUGUAAAAAUUGUGUUUUAUUACGAUAUUAUGAAUUCUUCCAAUGUUAUGUUAUGUUAUUUAUAAACGUGAAAAAACAACGUUCGUGUUUAGAAAAAAAUCA